UGCUCUAUAUACAUCAUCACUAGCUCCUAGUACACACAGCAUCAUCUUGCUGUAUAUACAUCAUCACUAGCUCCUAGUACACACAGCAUCAUCCUGCUGUAUAUACAUCAUCACUAGCUCCUGGUACACACAGCAUCAUCCUGCUCUAUAUACAUCAUCACUAGCUCCUAGUACACACAGCAUCAUCUUGCUGUAUAUACAUCAUCACUAGCUCCUAGUACACACAGCAUCAUCCUGCUGUAUAUACAUCAUCACUAGCUCCUGGUACACACAGCAUCAUCCUGCUGUAUAUACAUCAUCACUAGCUCCUAGUUUACACUACAUCAUCCUGCUGUAUAUACAUCAUCACUAGCUCCUAGUACACACAGCAUCAUCUUGCUGUAUAUACAUCAUCACCAGCUCCUAGUUUACACUACAUCAUCCUGCUGUAUAUACAUCAUCACUAGCUCCUAGUACACACAGCAUCAUCCUGCUGUAUAUACAUCAUCACUAGCUCCUAGUACACACAGCAUCAUCCUGCUGUAUAUACAUCAUCACUAGCUCCUAGUACACACAUCAUCCUGCUGUAUAUACAUCAUCACUAGCUCCUAGUUUACACUACAUCAUCCUGCUGUAUAUACAUCAUCACUAGCUCCUAGUACACACAGCAUCAUCCUGCUGUAUAUACAUCAUCACUAGCUCCUAGUACACACAGCAUCAUCCUGCUGUAUAUACAUCAUCACUAGCUCCUAGUACACACAUCAUCCUGCUGUAUAUACAUCAUCACUAGCUCCUAGUGCACACAGCAUCAUCCUGCUGUAUAUACAUCAUCACUAGCUCCUAGUACACACAGCAUCAUCCUGCUGUAUAUACAUCAUCACUAGCUCCUAGUACACACUGCAUCAUGCUGUAUGUACAUCAUCACUAGCCCAUGCAUUACACUACUAGCCCAUAGACUACAACACUGAUCCUCAUACCCUUCCUCUUCUCCCUAUCAUCAGCCUCGUCUUGUAUCUGGCACCUCGUCCCUGUUCCCCGUCGCCACUCGCCUCAUCGCUGUGUUCAUUCUCACGCUGUCCUCGCAGCUCCGUGCAAUGCGCUACAGGAACGUCAAUGCCCGUGUGUUGGAGGAGCGGUGGCCCACUGCAGCGUGCGGCUCGAGCGAUGGAGGCGCUGUGCUCGGUGCCUGUCCACGUGAUGCGGGACAUCGCUCUGCUCAACUGCCUGGCUGAGGCGGCCAAGGACUUCGCCUUUCACAGGGGCAUCGCCAUGAGAACGCCCGAAAACCCCAACGAGUCGGAGCGUGUGCUGUUCGUGCCCUUCACCCUGUUCCCAUCGGUCGUCCCCACGGUGCUCUUCGAGCAGGCCAUGGAGGUGCAGCGCGACUUUAACCUGCUCAUAGACCGCGUGAGUCAGGACCACGCGUUUCUUCAGGAGACGUUGAAGAGCACGGUGGACUCGGAUGAAUUCUCGGCGAAUGUCUUCAGAAUUUUCCAGCGAUUGCUGGAUGAAAACAUCACAAAACCGGUCGUGCUGGGCCUCAACCGGUCGGACUACAUGUUCGACUUGCAUGCCGAUGGCGCGUCGUCGUCGCUGAAGCAGAUCGAGACGAACACGUUCGCCGCCAGUUUCGGAGGCUUGUCGUGCAGCACGCCGGACCUGCACAGGCAUGUGCUGAGGCUGCUGGGGAAACCCGGGGAAGGCGUGGAGGUCCCCAGCAAUAGCCCGGCCGAGGAGCUUGGCAGGGGCAUCGCGGUGGCCUGGGAGCUGUACGGCGAGCCCAAGGCCGCGGUGAUGUUCCUCGUGGAGACCGACUGCAGGAAUAUAUUUGACCAGCGUUGUGUGGAGUACGCCCUGUGGAAACGAGGCAUCAAGGUGCUGCGCAAGACAUUCGGGGACGUGACGAAGCAGGCGUCGCUUCUUCCCGAUCGCACCCUGCAUGUGAACGGGACGGAGAUCGCGGUGGUCUACUACCGAUCUGGUUACACGCCCAACAAUUACUCGGGACCUAAGGACUGGGAGGCGCGCGAGCUGCUGGACCGGUCGCGCGCCAUCACGUGCCCCGACAUCGCCACACACCUGGCCGGCACCAAGAAGGUGCAGCAGGUGCUGGCGCAGCCCGGCGUCGUAGAGCGCUUUGUGACGGACCCUGCGGCUGUGGCACGAAUCCGCAGCACCUUCGCCGGUCUCUACUCCCUCGACAUGAACGAGGAGGGCGACCGAACGGUGGCUUUGGCGAUGGCGGAUCCUCACCGCUUUGUGCUGAAGCCAGAACGUGAAGGUGGAGGGAAUAACAUUUUUGGAGACGACAUCACGGAGCUGCUGGGCAGGAUCGGGCACAGCCCGGAGCGCAAGGCGUACAUUCUCAUGGACAAGGUGCGCCCGCUGGCCGUGAGGAACGUGCUGGUGCGCUCAGGCUUCCCGCUGGCACCGCUCGACUGCGUGAGCGAGCUCGGCAUGUUCGGCAUCUACGUCAGGCAGGGCGGUGCGAUGGUGCUCAACGACUGCGGAGGCCACCUGCUGCGCACCAAGAGCCUGGAGCAUGCGGACGGCGGCGUGGCGGCCGGCGUGGCCGUGCUGGACAACCCGCGGCUCGUGUGAGCGUCCCGCGGACUCGCGCUGUGCUGUCUAUCGAUAUUGGCAGGGCGGUGCGAUGGUGCUCAACGACUGCGGAGGCCACCUGCUGCGCACCAAGAGCCUGGAGCAUGCGGACGGCGGCGUGGCGGCCGGCGUGGCCGUGCUGGACAACCCGCGGCUCGUGUGAGCGUCCCGCGGACUCGCGCUGUGCUGUCUAUCGAUAUUGGUGCGUACAGCGCUUGCCAUGUGCGCCUAACUAGUGGUAUGUAUCCAACUAGCUGUGCGUACUACGCUAACAAUGUGCACUUAACUCGUGGUGUGUACUUAAUUAGCCGUGCAUCCCACACUUACCAUGUGCGCUUAACUCGUGGUGUGUACCUAAUUAGCUAUGCGUACUACACUACCCAUGUGCACUACACUACCCAUGUGCACUUAAUUCGUGGUGUGUACCCAAAUUCUGUGGAUACUACACUCAAUUUAGAGGGCUUGAGCUCAUGUAAUUUUAAGUGGUUCACUUGGAAGUCCAUUAAUGAACCAUUCUCCAUUCAUUGACCGUUUGUUAAACACUGUCAACCAUGUGUUUGUACGCAGCCCCCUUUUGUCAAUCCACUGCUAGAUGAGGUCGUGGGGGCUGUUUGAUUAUGCUUCGCCACUCUUCAACUAUGUUUACUUCACUCAUAACUUGACGAUCUUAAUAAAUUCACAAGUUGCAGUGUCGUAGCCGAUGUUGAUUCCGGUCUUGGGGCUGAAAUAAAGGACUUGCGCAA
Messenger RNA from Petromyzon marinus (sea lamprey), 3323 nucleotides. The record is from RefSeq and is a predicted model, not a curated record. NCBI's taxonomy places the organism in Eukaryota, Metazoa, Chordata, Hyperoartia, Petromyzontiformes, Petromyzontidae.